AGUCUGUCUGUAGCGAUAGCACAUUAGAGAGGGAGCAAAAAUGUUAACAAUUUUAACGGAAUACAUCAACAUAAAGAAUUCAAAUAUUUUUUUAUUUAACUUAAUUUAUUUUUUACAACGAAGUUUAUUUUAUAAUAAAACCCUGCGCAUCUGAAAGUGUAAAUAAAAGAUAGAAUUAUACAGUGAACUUUCGAUUUGUGCAUCUGACUGGUUUGAACUCUAAUGUUAUUUUUGUUUCAUUAGUCAAAUUGUUGAUGCUUACUGUAAACGUAAGAGAAAGAAAGGGAAUAACUACGUACAGUAUGUGCUCGUAUUAGUUUAAAAACCUCGUAAUUUAUAAAUGUGAUUUUUUAUUGGAAUGGUGCUAAAGAUCAGUGCAGUGUAACAAGAGCUAUGUCAGAAGCUACAACACCGACGGCUACCGAGGCGCCGGCGCUGGAUGAUCGCGAUGUCGAGCCGCGAACGCCCAUGAAACGGCUCGGCUCCACCAGGAAACUGGCCGCCUUCAACAACAUCCGGAUGCAGCUGUCCGAGCAGACGCGCGUGCUGGAGGCGCGCGCCGAGGCGACGGCGGGCGUGGCGGGCGAGCUGCACGACUACUGCCGCCGCCGCGCCGACCUGGAGCACGACUACGCGCGCGCGCUCGACAAACUGGCGCGGGCCGCCGCCCAGCGACACAAGGACCAGAAGCACAAGCGCGAGCAGUGGUCGCUGACGAGCGGGUACGCGUGCUGGCAGGCGGCGCUCGAGCACACGCGCGGGCUGGCGCGCGACCACGCCGCGCUCGCCGACCUGUACGCCGGGCCGCUGGCCGCGCGCCUGCAGCGGGCCGCCGACGACGCGCUGCGCCUGCACCGCAAGUGUCGCGACAUCGUGACGGAGCGCCACGAGGAGGUGGGCGCGGCGCUGGGCGAGGCGGCGGGCGCGGGCAAGGCGCACGCCGCCGCCGCCGCCGACUGGCGCGCCGCCGCGCUCAAGCUGCGCCACGCCUACGACCAGCGGCAGCGCGUCGCCGCCGUCGACCCGCCGCGACACAAGAAGCUCAAAGCGCUCGAUAAGGAACUAGAAAAGCGGCGCGCGCGGCACCGCGCGGCCCACGAGCGGGCGCUGCGGGCGCGCGCCGACUACGUGCUCAGUCUGGAGGCCGCCAACGCCACGCUGCAGCGGUACUACCUCGACGACAUCGCAGACAUCAUACUGUGCAUGGAGGUGGGGUUCGAGGGCGUGGUGGGGCGCGCCGUGCGCACGGCGGGCGAGGCCGAGGCGGCGGCGGGCGGCGCGCGCGUGGCCGCGGCCGGCGCCCUGCGCGCCGCCGCCGCCGCGCUGGACGCGCUGGGCGCGCGCACGCGCCUGCUGGACGCGCACGCCGCCGCCUUCACGCUGCCGCGCCCGCUGCUGGCGCCCGCCGCCGCCGACGCCGCCGACGUGCUGGCGGACGCGGCCGACGAGGCGCGCGACGCGGCGGCCGCGCAGGUGGCGGACGAGCUGGCCGUGCGCCUGGCGCAGCUGGACGCCGCGGCCCGCCAGCUGCGCGCCGAGUGCCGCGAGCACGCCAAGACGCUGGACGCCGCCGAGGCCGAGCUCAUCAAACAGAUAGAGGGCGAUGAUGCCUCCUGGGACGUCAGCGGAGUGUUCGGGCCGGGGGGCGCCGGCGUCGGCGCCCUGGCCGCGCCGCCCGCGCCCCCCGCCGCGCCCGAGGACCAGGAGGACUACUACCUGCACAAGUUCCGCGCCUACGUGGCGUGCGCCGGGCGCCUGGCGCGCCUCGAGGCCAAGAGCGCGGCGCUGCGCGGCGGCCUGGCCGGGGGCGCGGGCGCGGGGGCGCGGCCGCGCUCGCCGCCCACGCCCCCGCGGCGCGCGGCGGCGCGGCUGCGGCGCGGCCAGUGGGCGGCCCCGCUGGAGGCGCGCCUGCCCGCCGUGCUGGUGUCGUGCGUGCGCGUCAUCGCCACGUACGGGCUGCGCCAGCAGGGCAUCUUCCGCGUGUCGGGCUCGCAGGUGGAGAUGCAGGCGCUGCGCGCCGCCUUCGAGCGCGGCGAGGACCCGCUGGCGGGCGUGCGCGACGCGUCCGACAUGAACUCGGUGUGCGGGCUGCUGAAGCUGUACCUGCGCGAGCUGCGGCCGCCGCUGCUGCCGCCGGCGCUGCAGGAGCGCCUGCUGCGGGUGGCGGCGCUGCCGGACGACGCGGCCUUCGUGCGCCGCCUGCGGGCCACGCUGGCCGCGCUGCCGCUGCCGGCCGUGCUGGUCCUGCGGUACCUGUUCGCCUUCCUGGCGCACCUGGCCGAGCACGCCGAGCACAACAUGAUGGACGCCUGGAACCUGGCCAUCUGCCUGGGGCCCACGCUGCUGGCGGCCUGGGGCGAGGGCGGCGCGCAGGUGGCGGCGCAGAACCUCGUCAACGAGCUGGUGAAGCGCAUCAUCCUGCACCACGCCGACAUCUUCCCGCAGGACGUGGCGCCGCACGCGCUCUACAGGCGCUUCGGGGAGGGCGAAGGCGAAACGGACCCGCAUGUCGGCGGGGGCGCGGAAGACGGGAGCUCGACGAACGGCGGUGCGGAAGGAGGGGGCGCGACGGACGGGGUGGGGGCGCCGGCGCUGGGCGCGGCGGACGAGGCGGACGGGCCGGACGGGCCGGACGGACCGGACGGACCGGACGAGCUGUCUCUGUACGACGUCGACGAUGACGACACAGACGACAUCAGCGACGAGGACGGAGAGAGCGGCGACUGGGACCGAGACUCCGUCGAACUACGCAGCCCCGCCCCCGCGGCCGCGCCCCCCGCGCCCCCGGCCGCCGCGCCCCCCGCGCCCCCGGCCCCGCAGGCGCCGCCGCAGGUGGAGCCCGACGGAGGGGAGCCGCCGGGAGACGCCGCGGCCGCCGCCCCACCCUGCAGGCUGGCGGAGAGCACGCCCGACCUGGUGCUGGACCUGCCGGCGCGGCCCGAGCCCGACCCCGCCGACAACUUCGCGCACAACCGCGACACGCUGCGCAAGCGGCCCGCGCCGGCGGGCGCCCCCGCGCCGGCGGCGGCGCCCGCCAGCCCGGUGCCGGCGCGCAACACGGCGCGCGUGGCGGCCAAGUUCGCGGAGCUGACGCUGACGGGCGGCUCGCUGAAGCCGGCGCUGGCCGCCAAGCCCGCGCUGCUGCGCCGCCCCACGCCGCACCCGCAGCACGCGCCGCGCGCGCCCGACGCCGCCAGCUAGGCGCCGACCUCUAUUUCUAAUUAUUUUUUAUACGCGUCGUGGAGGUGCACGGUCGGCCCCGGCCCGAAGCUUUGACGGACGGCAGAUUUAAAUGUGCUAUAGAUUUAGGUAGUAAGUGCGUAUUUUUUGAAAUAAUUUUAAGUCGUCGAAAGAGGCUAAACGUGGUGCGGUGGUCCGCCCCGUCCGCGGCGGUGGCGGCCGUCCCCCGCGACGCAUUAUACAUUAUACUCAGUCGACUGUGUUGUAUCUACCUUAUGUAACCCCUUACUCAAUAAACCAGUAUUACAAA
Spodoptera frugiperda (fall armyworm) is the source of this 3490-nucleotide messenger RNA. RefSeq names its product rho GTPase-activating protein 4. The record is from RefSeq and is a predicted model, not a curated record. Gene Ontology annotation, biological process: signal transduction; negative regulation of cell migration. NCBI's taxonomy places the organism in Eukaryota, Metazoa, Arthropoda, Insecta, Lepidoptera, Noctuidae. Gene Ontology annotation, cellular component: cytoplasm.